AACACACUGAAGUGACACUAGAUGCAGAAGAGUUUUGUGUGUUUGUACUGAAGCUUUAAUGUACACAGGUUGUUUUAUAACUUGAUAGCUUGACUAUUUCCUGUAAGUGAACUCUGUGCUGAUUCAGGGUUUAAUUUAACACACCGAUGUUGGAGUGAAGUAAACGUGUGUCCUGCUGUAAUCUGGAGAAGGAGACAUGACUUCCAACAUGAGUGUGUCUGGAAAACAGGACUUAAAGAAAGAUGCGAGAAUGAUGGAGGGAAAGAGAUCAGACUCACCAGAACCCAGCAGUGUGUCCAUGAAGAGUGAUCAGUCAAUGGGACGUUCAGAUAACUUCAGAAGCAGAGACAGUUCUACUGAUGUGAGACCACAAAAAUCAAACAUCAGCACAAAUCAGCUGGACUCUAUAUUCAAGGAGCUGGAACACAAAGUCAUCACUCUGAUAAAGAAUGAGCUGAAGAGGUUUAGGAAGCUCCUGAGUCCAGAUUACCCAGUAUGCACUGAGAGGGAGGUGGAGGAUGAGGAGGAUCUGCACAAUGUCAGAGAGGGAGCGCUGAAGAUCACACUGCACGUCCUGAAGAACAUGAACCACACAGAUCUCGCUAACACACUGCACAACAAACUCGUCUCUGUGUAUCAGCCAAAGUUGAAGUCCAAGCUGAGAGAGAAGUUUAAAAGAAUUAAUGAAGGAAUCUCACAGCAUGGAAGCUCAGCACUUCUGAAUGAGAUCUACACUGAGCUCUACAUCACAGAGGGUUGGAGUGGAGACGUCAAUAAUGAACAUGAGGUGAGACAGAUUGAGGCAGCGUCCAGGAGACCAGCAACACAGGAGAAACCCAUCAAAUGUAAUGAGAUCUUUAAAGACAAGUCCAUCAGAACUGUGCUGACUAAAGGAGUUGCUGGAAUUGGAAAAACAGUCUCUGUGCAGAAGUUCAUUCUGGACUGGGCUGAAGGAGAAGUAAAUCAGGACGUCACCUUCAUGUUUCCACUUCCCUUUAGAGAGCUGAAUCUGAUGAAGCAGCAAAAUCUCAGUCUGAUGAAACUUCUUCAUCACUUUUUCCCAGAAAUAAGAAAACUAGAAUCAAUAGACUGUGACUCCUACAAAGUGGUGUUGAUCUUUGAUGGUCUGGAUGAGUGUCGACUUCCUCUAAAUUUCCAGAAGAAUGAGAUAUUGUGUGAUGUGACAGAGUCAGCCUCAGUGGAUGUGCUGCUGACGAACCUCAUCAAGGGGAAUCUGCUUCCCUCUGCUCUCCUCUGGAUAACCACAAGACCAGGAGCAGCCAAUCAGAUCCCUCCUGAGUGUGUAGACCAGGUAACAGAGGUACGAGGCUUCAGUGAUCCUCAGAAAGAGGAGUACUUCAGGAAGAGGAUCAGUGAUCAGAGCCUGGCCAAUAAAAUCAUCACACACCUGAAGUCUUCAAGAAGCCUCUACAUCAUGUGCCACAUCCCAGUCUUCUGCUGGAUCUCAUCCACUGUUCUAGAGAGAAUGUUGGGUGAAACAGAGGGUGGAGACAUCCCCAAGACUCUGACUCAAAUGUUCACACGCUUCCUGCUCUUUCAGAUCAAACACAAGGACCAAAAGUACCAUCAGAAACAUGACCCUGAUCCUCAGCAGACCAGAGAGAGUAUCAUGGCACUGGGAAAACUGGCUUUCCACCAAAUGGAGAAAGGAAACCUGAUCUUCUAUGAGGAAGACCUGAGAGAGUGUGGCAUUGAUGUCAGAGAAGUGUCAGUGUACUCAGGAGUGUGUACCCAGAUCUUCAGAGAGGAGUCUGGGCUUCACCUGGGGAAGGUGUUCAGCUUCAUACAUCUGAGUGUUCAGGAGUUUCUGGCUGCUUUAUACACAUUUCUCUCCUUCAUCAGCAGAAAUGUAACAGAACAUCAAACCUCUGAUCUGUCUGAUCUCCACAGGAAGUCAAACAUGUCUGAUCUCCUCAGGAGUUCAGUGGACAAGGCCUUACAGAGUGAGAAUGGACACCUGGACCUGUUCCUCCGCUUCCUUCUGGGUCUCUCACUGGAGACCAAUCAAACUCUUUUACGAGGCUUAAUGCCACAGACAGGAAGCAGAUCUCACAGCAAACAGGAAACAGUGGAGUACAUCAAGGAGAAGAUCAGGGAGAAUCCAUCUCCAGAGAAAUCCAUCAAUCUGUUCCACUGUCUGAAUGAACUGAAUGAUCAUUCUCUAGUGCAGGAAGUACAAACUUACCUGAACAGAGGAGGUUACAGUCAUCUCAGAGGAUCCAGACUCUCUCCUGCUCAGUGUUCAGCUCUGGUGUUUGUGUUACUGACCUCAGAACAGAAGCUGGAUGUGUUUGAUUUAAGGGAAUAUGAUCCAUCACAUGAAUGUCUUCUGAGGCUGCUGCCAGUGGUCAAAGCCUCCAGAAAAGCUGAUCUGUGUCGGUGUGAUCUGACAGAGGAAAGCUGUAGAGUUCUGUCCUCAGUUCUCAGCUCAAACUCCUCCAGUCUGAGAGAACUGUACCUUAGUGACAAUAAACUGCAGGAUUCAGGAGUGAAGCUGCUCUCUGAUGGACUGAAGGAUCCACACUGUACACUGGAGAAACUGAGUCUCUGUGUGUGUAAUCUGACAGAGGAAAGCUGUAGAGUUCUGUCCUCAGUUCUCAGCUCAAACUCCUCCAGUCUGAGAGAACUGGACCUGAGAGACAAUAAACUGCAGGAUUCAGGAGUGAAGCUGCUCUCUGAUGGACUGAAGAAUCCACACUGUACACUGGAGAUACUGAGUCUGCGUGGGUGUAAUCUGACAGAGGAAAGCUGUAGAGUUCUGUCCUCAGUUCUCAGCUCAAACUCCUCCAGUCUGAGAGAACUGGACCUGAGUUACAAUAAACUGCAGGAUUCAGGAGUGAAGCUGCUCUCUGAUGGACUGAAGAAUCCACACUGUACACUGGAGAUACUGAGUUUGUGGGAGUGUAAUCUGACAGAGGAAAGCUGUAGAGUUCUGUCCUCAGUUCUCAGCUCAAACUCCUCCAGUCUGAGAGAACUGGACCUGAGUAACAAUAAACUGCAGGAUUCAGGAGUGAAGCUGCUCUCUGAUGGACUGAAGAAUCCACACUGUACACUGGAGAUACUGAGGCUGUUUCAGUGUAAUCUGACAGAGGAAAGCUGUAGAGUUCUGUCCUCAGUUCUCAGCUCAAACUCCUCCAGUCUGAGAGAACUGGACCUGAGUGGCAAUAAACUGCAGGAUUCAGGAGUGAAGCUGCUCUCUGAUGGACUGAAGAAUCCACACUGUACACUGGAGAUACUGAGGAUGAGGGUCUGCAGUAUUACAGAUGAAGGUUGUGCUGCUCUGGCUUCAGCUCUGAGGUCAAACUCCUCAUCACACCUGAGAGAACUGAAUCUGUACAAUAAUAAACCAGGAGAAUCAGGAGUGAAGCUGCUCUCUGAUCUACUGAAGGAUCCACACUGUAAACUGGAGACACUACACAUUAAGGGUAAGACACUCACCAGGUCUGGUGUAUGACAGGAGUCUCUCCUCAGACCUUUUUUCCAGGAUAAAGCAGUUAUGGAGGUGAAGCGUUAGAACACGUCCCACAUUUCCAGCAGUUUGGGAGCUGAAUCAUUCAUAUUCAGAUGUAGAAGAUCCAUAACAAUAACUGUGACUGAUCACAUCCUUUUAUCCUCUCAGCUACAACUUCACACUUUAACAUCUUUUACAAUCCAAAGUCAAAUCCUUCAGCAUCUACACACAACACAGAGAUAUCAUCACAUCAUCACACUGAUUACACAAAUACACAUCCAUGUGUUACAGAUGUUUAGAGAUUAUUUUUACCUCUUUAAUUAUGUCGCUUUGUAGAAGCCAACAUUCUGUUUUCCUAUUUAAGUUUAGACAAAAAUUUAUAAAAUUUAAUGCGGCCUAGGGCUUUCGAGCCACAUGCACCAAAUUCGGAUAUGUUUUAGUCCCUGGUCUGAAGUUUGUUGCUAUUACUUUUCUAAGCGAUCCGAGUACCGGUACUUCCGGUACCGGGUCUCAAAUUGGCCUUUUUUCCAUAGACUCCCAUUAUAAAAUUUGGAGGUUUAUAACUCGGCACACUUUUGAACUAUCUACACCAAACUCGACCAGCUCCUUUAGGGUGAUACUCUGAACAAAGUUUUAAAUUGGUGUACCGACUGGCCUUUCGGUUGUGCCGCAGCCCCGCCCCCAAAAUAUGCAAAAUCAAAAAACUUUUUAGAACAUGGACAUGUGACAUAUCAAAACACUCAGAACAAUGAGGGGAAUUCUGAUGAUGUCAAAUGACGUCACGUGAUGCACGUGAAAAUAAAAAACUUUGCACAACAUGGGCAUGUGAUAUAUCAAAACACUCAGCCCAAUGAGGGGAACUUCCUCAAGAGUAUUCGGAUGACGUCACAUGCUCGUCUCCACUUGUCUCCAAAUGUUUUGGCACCCUAUCUUUCUGUCCACUUGCCUCCAAAAGUAACACUGUCCACUCCAAAAAGCACCGGCCUUUGGGAAUACUUGCCUCAUCAAAGCCAACAUCAAAGUUUGUCACGACGAACUUUACAAAUCUAGUUAAGUAAUGUUCCUUUAAGAAAAUGUGAGGUGAGUUCAUUGCUGACCAAUCAGGAGAGCAAACACGAAGCAAGCGGAUGACGUCAGCGUCUAGCGUGAAAACAGAGAGAAGAGAGAUGAUGCAACAUGGAAAAUACUGAAAAGUUUUGUGUCAACAAUAAAAUUAAGGCGGUGUCUUACAAAAUUCUACAUAGGAUUUAUCCUGUUAAACAUGUUUUGGAAAGAUUUAAGCUUAAUAUUUCUUAUACUUGUGAAUUUUGUGGUCAGGAAAAAGAAACAAUUUUGCAUCUGUUUUAUCAUUGUAUCUACUCAAGACUUUUUUGGAAAGAUAUGGAAAAUUAAAUUAGUAGAAAAUUGGGUUGUGUGGUAGAAAUUGGUGUAUGUGAUGUGUUUUUUUAUUUUGAGGGAGAUAAUUUGGAAAAUAAUGAACAAUAUAUUAUACAGCUAUUUAUUGUAUUAGGAAAGAACCAUAUACACAAAACAAAGUGGGCCCUUUGUAAACCAAAUCUGUCCCAUUUUAUAAAUGAUUUGAAGUUAUACAGUAAUCUUUUGGAGAAAGUAAAGAACAAAAAAGCUCAGAAAACGUGAUAUUUUAAAAGAAUUCAUUUUUUUCCUUUUUUUCCUUUCUUUUCUGGUAACCUAUGUGACUGAUACCUCUUGUUUGUGUGGCAUUGAUUAAAAUGUGUAUUUUGUGUUUGUCAUUUUGCAAUAAAAAAAAAGAGAUGAUGCAAGUAGAAAGCUUCUGAAAAAAUAUAUCACUGAUUGUGAGCAAAAUGCAGACAAAACGUUUUGAAAGACUUUGGUUAACCUUUGAACGGGACUUUAUUUUAUUUUUGAGUCAUUUUGAGUCAUUUUAGAGUGUGUUUUCCCAUGUGAACACGGCGAUGACACAUACAGAGUUCAUCACCUUGUGGAAAAUGGCGGCGCCUCUCAGCGAACUUUUAUUUCAAAACGACCAUCGAACGUUUUCAGUGGAUUUACUGCUAGUUUUCCCCGGAAGGAGGAAAAAGAAAUUGUGAGUGAGCGGAAGUUGAAACUGUUUUUUUCUCUUUUUCCCCACAUUAUUCUGUCAAUACGGCAGAAGAAGGCCUGGACUGUUGCAUCUAAAUUUCAUUCGUUCUGGACGAUUGUUUUUUCCCCCCUUUUUAAUUCAGACUGGUAUUUGAAGAAACUACUGAACCUAUUGGUGUUUGAACUACACAUUGACAGUUGAAUUGUUUUUUUUUUCCUUUUGUCAUUUAUUCAGUCUUGAUUUAAAGAUGAUGUCUUUUGGGUGAUACAUUUGAAAUGUUUUUGCAAUAUUUUUAUUUAUUGUUGAAUUGAAUUACACAUUCAAAGUUAAA
Tachysurus vachellii is the source of this 5865-nucleotide messenger RNA. Its product is annotated as NACHT, LRR and PYD domains-containing protein 3-like. The transcript has 12 exons. NCBI's taxonomy places the organism in Eukaryota, Metazoa, Chordata, Actinopteri, Siluriformes, Bagridae. Bases 197 to 3475 code for a protein of 1092 amino acids. The record is from RefSeq and is a predicted model, not a curated record. Gene Ontology annotation, molecular function: protein binding.